AUGUCUGCCGCUGCCUUGCAAAUCCAAACUCUGGAAGAUGAGGAUUCACAAUGGGGUGGUUCUUCAGAAGGUCGUACCUAUAAGGCGAGGGAUCGAGAGUUGAUGGAUCUUCGACUCAAAGCUCAAUACUUCAUGGAUCCGUGCAGGUAUGAACCAAACAUAUUUCGUAGGCGAUAUAGAAUGCAACCUUGGGUCUUUGACAGGAUGAUGCGCGACGUGGCCAACUACGACCCAUAUUUUGUUCAAACAAGAGAUGCUUGUGGGAGGCUAAGCUUAUCCACUGAACAAAAGCUGACAUGCGCCAUGGGAAUGCUCGCGUAUGGCAUCACAGCUGAUUUCUGCGAUGAUUACCUAGAUAUUGCGAAGACCACUACCAUUGAGAUUUUUGAGCACUUCACAAAAGCAAUCAGGAAUGUGUACCAUGAGACUUACCUCCGCCGACCAACACCGGCAGACUUGCGAAGGCUGCUUGACAAAGCUGAAGAACGUGGAUUCCCGGGGAUGGUCGGUAGCCUUGAUUUUAUGCACUGGCAGUGGAAAAAUUGUCCCACCGGAUGGGCAGGGCAGUAUACUAGCUACAGAGGGAAACCGACAAUCAUCUUAGAGGCGGUGGCCUCCUACGAUACUUGGAUUUGGCAUGCCUUCUUCGGACUUCCAAGUAUUAACGUCCUUGGAUGUUUACCGUUGUUCAAUGCCCAAUGCGUUGGUGAAACCCCUGAAGUGAGCUACCAGGUAUGUAAUAGGCAUUAUCGUCAGUGUUAUUACCUAGUUGAUGGCAUAUACCCUAAGUGGGGGUCAUUUGUACAAGCAAUCUGA
Messenger RNA from Rosa chinensis, 816 nucleotides. RefSeq lists its product as uncharacterized. The transcript has a single exon. The coding region runs from base 1 to 816 and encodes 271 amino acids. NCBI's taxonomy places the organism in Eukaryota, Viridiplantae, Streptophyta, Magnoliopsida, Rosales, Rosaceae. The record is from RefSeq and is a predicted model, not a curated record.